Molecule: messenger RNA, 366 nt
Organism: Cornus florida
Lineage: Eukaryota; Viridiplantae; Streptophyta; Magnoliopsida; Cornales; Cornaceae
Exons: 1
Coding region: 1-366 (121 amino acids)
Source: RefSeq, a predicted model, not a curated record
AUGGCGGACGAAUCAUUAACUCGAGUCAUCCCCAUUGAUGCCCUAGAUACACCAAGCAUUACAAGAGGAAAGCAAGUGUUCGUUAUACUAUGGGAACCAAGCUGGAUAGAUCCCAUACAGGCGUACAUUACAAGAGGGGAACUCCUUGAGUCCAAGGAAGUAACCCGGCAACUAAGACUAAAAGCUGCCAAAUAUUCAUUAAUAGAAGGACAGCUCUUCAGGAGAUCGCAUUCUGGACCCUACCUCAAAUGCCUAACCCCCACAGAAUCUAGGGAAGUGUUAAGGAAACUGCACGAAAGAGAAUGCAGGAACCAUUCAGGAGGAAGGUCGCUAGCUCAUAAAGCCCUAACUCAGGGCUACUUCUAG